This is a messenger RNA of Psylliodes chrysocephalus, 2248 nucleotides long. NCBI's taxonomy places the organism in Eukaryota, Metazoa, Arthropoda, Insecta, Coleoptera, Chrysomelidae. The record is from the annotation of a GenBank genome assembly.
CAACUUCAAUCAACUGUUCUGUGCAAUCAAACAUUAAAAAAAUAAUGUUGUGUUCCGUCAUUAUUAUUAUGAACUAAAAUAUUUUUAUUUUAAUUUGUGAAGCAUAUAAUUUUUAUUGAGUUAAUAAUGUUUUAAUGUUAUACGUAUUUUAUGGGCUAUUAUUUUUCAGUAGUACGUAAACCCUUGUUAAACAUGUUAGCAAAAACUGGCCUGUUGGUAUGUUCUAAUCCCAAACAAAUUGGAAAUAUUAUGGGUUCUAUCAAAAAAGAAGUAAAACAUACUCUUUAUAUACAAUUUUUGUCAGCUUUAGGUGAUCCUUUAGGAAAUUUUUGUCCAAAGACCUUUAAUACUUGGCCAAAAUUCAGUCCAACAAUUUAUGGAAUAUAUUCCCAGGCAGCAACAAAUUGCAAUGACUUAGAUGUAAGGGUUUUGCUUUCUGGUUUAAAGUACAACAUACCAAAAAUUCAAACUCAAAAACCCAUAGAUUUAAUAAUUUUUGAUAAACCCUAUUCAAGCAGUGAAAUAGACUGUUUUAUUAAUAUGAGGCUCCAAAAUCUAGCCAAAGAAUACAAUAUUAUUACAUUAAACUGUGAGGAAUUUCAAGAAGAGGAAAAGGAAAUUAUCUUAAGUGAUACAAAAGUCAAUCAUACAGUUCUGGGAGGAACUUUUGACAGAUUACAUUUGGCCCAUAAACUUCUUUUGAGUGAAGCUGCACUUAGAGCUGAUAAGACAGUUACAGUAGGCGUAACUGAAGAAAAUAUGCUCUUCUCGAAAACACUAUGGGAAUUUAUAGAAGACACUGAUUUGAGGAUAAACAAUGUUAGAGAUUUUUUGUGUGAUAUUUGUCCUGAAUUGAACUAUAACAUUGUUCCUAUAUCAGACCCAUUUGGUCCAGCUAUCACUGAUCCUACUAUGGAAUUGAUUGUAGUAAGCCAAGAAACCUUCAAAGGAGGAGAAAAAAUUAAUUUAAUCAGAAGAGAAAGAAACUUGCCUCCUUUGGAUAUUCUUCCUGUAGAAUUAGUAGAUGAACCCAAUCCGAAUCCACUUGAGGAGGCAAAGAUAAGUUCUAGCACGACAAGAAUGAGAUUAUUGGGAACAGUAUUGAAGCCGAUUCAAAAAAAUUCUAACAUUCCGAACAUACCAUACGUUAUUGGUCUUACAGGUGGUAUAGCAAGUGGCAAAUCGGGAGUUACAAAACAUAUGCAAAAUUUAGGUGCUGAAAUAAUAAAUUGCGAUUUAAUAGGCCAUGAGUGUUACAAGCCUGGAAAACUUUGUUAUAAAGAACUUGUAAAAGUAUUUGGAGAACAAAUAGUUGCAGACAAUGGUGAGAUUGACCGAAAAGUUUUAGGUACUAUAGUUUUCAAAAACAAGGAUGAUUUGGAAAAACUCAAUAAUAUUGUAUGGCCUUAUAUAGCCGCAGAAGUACAGAAUAUCAUAAAAAGUAGUCAUGCCAAAGUUAUUGUUGUUGAAGCAGCAGUGUUAUUGGUAGCUGGAUGGCAAAAUAUGUGUCAUGAGGUUUGGACCACCAUAAUUCCAAGGGAAGAAGCUGUUAAAAGAUUGAUAGAAAGAAAUUUAGCCCCGGAACAUGCAAAUAAUAGAAUAAAUGCACAACCCAACAAUAAAUAUUACAUACAACAUUCAAAUGUUGUAUUAUGUUCGCUGUGGCCUGUUGAAUAUACCAAAGAACAAGUCAAAAAAGCGUGGGAUUUAUUAUUGAAGAGAAUGCCUUCAUGAUUUUUCACGUCAAUUUUACAAACUUGUAUUUUCCUUUAUAUUUUCAAGAAGAAUCAAAGUCUGUAUGUAGUAUAAUAUAUCAUGAGAAUUUUUAGAAUUUAAUAGUUAUAUUGGGUUUAAAUAUAACAAUAUGGAGGUAUCCUUAGAAUUAAAUCUUUUUUAUAGGGAUUAUUUAUGUAUUAUAAAUCUGAAGAGCAUUUAGCUCGUUUAUUAUUGCAUUUUAAAUAUUCCUUUUGAACAAAUCUUGGUUUCUAAAAUAAAUAGGUAGUUUAGUUAAAAAAAGAAUUACUUGAAUUAUACAAUGAAAUUAUUUUUAUACUGAAAUCGAAACCGUAAAAUAUAUUUGAUUUUUAUCUGAGGUAGGUAUUGUUAAUGGAUAUUUUUACAAUUUUAUGAUAUGAUUAAAAUAAAUUGUUAAUGUUUUAUUAAAAAAAAUUUUUUCUUUAACUAUUUUAUGAAAACAGGUCCCAAAAUGCAUCACUAUCGACAGCAAACAUUUCUUACAAGGCCUAAU